Molecule: messenger RNA, 799 nt
Organism: Acaulospora colombiana
Lineage: Eukaryota; Fungi; Glomeromycota; Glomeromycetes; Diversisporales; Acaulosporaceae
Source: the annotation of a GenBank genome assembly
CAUCCUCAACAAGACGUUCCAUGCCGUCGACGGAAACUUGUCGCAAAUGGCUGCGGAGCAAAAGACGCACUCGGGCUGUACGGCCGUGACCGCCUUUUUGCGGAUCGAAGAUGAGGACGGCAAGCAGUCAUUCUUGCAGCCGACCACCACAUCAGGCGCUCCUCUAACCGACGAGCCCAGUGAUGUCGCGUCCUCUAGUUCAGAUGCUGAUUCGCUCCGACGGUCGGGCAGUAUCAAGACGGAUGGCGCUUCUACACCUGGUGGUACCAAUGGUGGCAAUGGGAAGACGGCCAGUGGACGAACGACGCCAUCUGAUUCCACCCGAUCGACCUCGGGCUCCAACAAGAUCCGGACGGCGAUGAAGAGCAUCACCUCCCGUUUAGGUUCACGCGCGGAAGAGUCGAGUGCGUCGCUCCCCAUUGUAAAAGGUAGCCGACACGCGCCGUUUGAGCCCGAUUGGAAUAAUAAGCAGCUACGACGAGUGUUGUAUGCUGCGAAUGCCGGGGACGCACGCGCGGUGUUGUGCCGGAACGGACAGGCUCUGAGGUUGACGUAUGACCACAAGGGGAGUGACGCUCAGGAGAGUAAGAGGAUUACGGAUGCGGGUGGGUUUGUGAUGAAUAAUCGGGUGAAUGGUGUGUUGGCGGUUACUCGCUCGUUGGGUGAUUCGGCUAUGAAGGAUUUUGUGGUUGGGGCGCCGUAUACGACCGAGACCGAGUUGGGUGCCCAAGACGAGUUCUUGAUCAUGGCUUGUGAUGGGUUGUGGGACGUGACGGAAGACCAAGAGGCCGUCAACCUC